This is a messenger RNA of Cydia strobilella, 4052 nucleotides long. RefSeq lists its product as uncharacterized. The record is from RefSeq and is a predicted model, not a curated record. Gene Ontology annotation, biological process: regulation of synaptic transmission, cholinergic; positive regulation of voltage-gated potassium channel activity; sleep. Bases 104 to 580 code for a protein of 158 amino acids. The transcript has 4 exons. Lineage: Eukaryota; Metazoa; Arthropoda; Insecta; Lepidoptera; Tortricidae.
CGUGCGCUAACCACUUACGGCACUUACUUGUUUCAGUUGUUUCGUUAGCCGAUUUUGACCGUUGAUAGCAACGUAUAAACCAAUUAAAGUAAAAUAAAGAAAGAUGAAAUACUUCUUGAUAUUACUUGUUUUAGUUUCAACAUUAAAUAAAUGUUUAGCUAUCUGGUGCUACCAAUGCACCGGAGCGACGCCUGGUUGUUCGGAGCCCUUCAACUGGCGUGGCAUUGGAUACCUCGGUCAGCCGUGCCUGGAUAAUGAUGAUAUUUGCGUCAAACUUAUUGAGAGAAAAGGAUCCCAGGAAGUUAUAACUAGGGACUGCCUGAGCAACUUCAGGGCGUUCAGGAUGGACAUCCCAGCGGACACUUACGAGGGGUGCCGGCCGGCGGCCAAGGAUGUCAACUUGGCCAACUAUGUCAACAAUACUGUCAAAGAACUCGAUGUCAAACGGGACUGGUACGACGAGACAACAUGGUGUUUCUGUUUCCUGGACCACAGGUGUAACGGUGCGUCAGUGAAGUCGGUCUCAAUGGCAUUCACGAUCCUAUUCAGUGCCGCGCUAUUGUUAACCGGACUACAAUAAUAAUUACAUUUGUGACGUUUUCAACCAAAAGGUACCACAUUGUCGGUUGUCGAUAAGGUUGAUUUCUAAUUGAAGCUGUAUGGAAAUAGCGCCUUACCGACAGGCGACAAUAAGUACCCUUUUAAUUGAAAAUGGCACAUUUGUUCAUGUUAUGAUACAGACUGUCCAGCGACAAUUUCCGACUUUAAAAUAUGUUUAAAAAAAACUGUUAUAUAUGAUAUGAGGUUAGGUGUGGUAAGAGGAACUAUGAGACAAGAGAAACAUUUGUAAGGAAAAUAAUAAAUGAUAAUACUAAACCGGCCAAGUGCGAGUCGGACUCGCGCACGAGUACGGCCAUUACGCUCAAAAACGGCAAAAAAUGUUGUAUGGGAGACCCACUUAAAUAUUUAUUUUAUUCUGUUUUUAGUAUUUGUUGUUAUAGCGGCAACAGAAAUACAUCUGCGAAAAUUUCAGCUGUCUAACUAUCAAGAUUGAUGAGAUACAGCCUGGUGACAGACAGACAAACAGCGGAGUCUUAGUAAUAGGGUCCCGUUUUUACCCUUUGGCUACGGAACCCUAAAAAAAUGGAACUAAUGCAUAAUUAUAAUUCAUUUAAAAAUACUUACGUAGUCCUUAAUACGGUUUCUCUUGCCCUGGGCAAAAUAAACUUUGUUGUACCCACCUGAGCGUGACCCUUAAACCAAAACUAUUUAUUAUUAUGAAAAGAAAAUGAUCGCGGAUUUAAUUUAUUACAUUUUCUAAAUUUCGACGUUCUCUGACCGUUUCCGCAUAUUCCGAAAUUAAUGAAAUUAAAAAUCAUUAUUUUCAGGCAGCUAUUGGCACAGAUAAAUGCCUUAAAACUAGCAUACAUACAUAUUAUACAAUAUAUCUUAAAUACUAAAUCAUUAUCUGUGGCUGCGAUGCAUUUUGCAACCCCGGGCCCCGCUGUGUCAGGUCAGGGAGCCCAAACUUGACACCCUUCGACCAAAACUCGGUGAAUGCAAAACUUACGCCUUGCGGUACUGAGUGUAAAUCUCUUGGUAAGAUACGCAUCAGCAGCAUAUUACUAUGCUCGCCGCUCUGCUGGUCGGCGAUCCAUUGUUAUUGUUACUAAUCAAUCCGCAACACUCCCGCGUUUCCCUCGCACUUCGCUACGAAAAACAGUUUCAUUCUAACCCACAUUUAAAAUCGGGUCUAUCGCGAAUUUAUUUUGUUACCUUUAUUUACCGAUGACAUUUAUGUGUAGUGGGUGGUUUGAAAAUGUGAUGUCUGUACCCCAAACUUUUCGUCGGGUAGUCACACAAAUCUCUGUUUUGACAUUUUGCUGGGACGUCAGUUAGCAGCGACCACGACCAGUGAAACCUGUGUCGAAACGUCGGUAAAUAAAGGUAACAAAAUAAAUUCGCGAUAGACCCGAUUUUAAAUGUGAUUUAAUAUGUGUUCAAAACGCGAAAGUUUUAAAUGUAAAAAGUUUCAUUUUAAAUUACUAAGAAUUAUACUUCAAAAAAAGAACAAAGAACAUUAUUUUACGAUUACAUUAAAACACAAUACAGAAAUACAAUGUCAAAAAUUAUACAAAUAUUAAUAAAUACCUAAAAUCUAAAAAAAAUCUACAUACAAUUUCAUUAACAAUACCUAAUAUAUCUUAAUAUAAAAAAAAAAAAACAAAAAAACACACAAAUACAAAACAAAACACAAAGCAGUAAGCAACAGUCAGUCAAAAAUCCCACCCCGCGUCAUCCCCGGCGCAAAGGUGCCCAAAACGCUCGCCGCAUUACCACGCUGAACCGCAAUGGAUAACCUCUGGGCAUUUUAAAUUGGAAAUCUGUCGCUUGACAACCUGUAUAUUCAAACGUGCAUCAGGAAUCUCUGUAUGUAUAAGUUAAAGGUUUUAAAAAAUCCAUACUGAACACAAAAGUGAGUGUGUUAGCUUUCAGGGUUAUAUUGAAUUCUGAACAGAUUUAAAUGUAUUUGGAAAGUAGAAAGUAAGCCCUAAUGACACAGACUGCUUUAUUUGUGACGUUUUCAACCAAAAGGUACCACAUUGUCUCUUGUUGAUAAGGUUGAUUUCUAAUUGAAGCUAUAUGGAAAUAGCGCCUUACUGACAAGCGACAAUAAGUACCCUUUUGGUUGAAAAUGGCACAUUUUUUUCGUAAUUCUACCUGCAGGGAAUGACCAGUGGUGUUAUUUUCACUCCUUUUUAUGGUUCCGUACUCAAAGGGUAAAAAGUAGUAAAAACGGGACAGUCUGUCUGUCCGUCUGUCUGUCACCAGGCUAUUUCUCAUGAACCGUGGUAGCUAGACAAAUGAAAUUUUCAAAGAUGAUGUAUUUCUUUUGCCGCUAUAACAACAAGUAGUACUAAAAAGUGCGGAACCCUCGGUGGGCGAGUCCAUCCAACUCGCACGGCCGGUUUUUUUAGAAAUAUUUUUAAUCUCUAGCCGUCCAAGGACCUAUAAAAAGGCCUCCCGUUCCAUUGUAUUUUGAAUCUUUAUUUUUUAAAAUCAAAAUUGCUUUUGUCUUGGAAUAUUUCGGUUCGUGGGCGACUAGAGCUUAUAAUUUAUUCUAAUGUUACAAUUGCAAGCGACUAGGGCACAGCCUUGAAUGGGCAUAGCUAAAUUUAGGUCGUUUUUCUUUAUUCCAAACAUUGUAGUUUUAAGUAGUUAUUAUUGUUAUCGAACAACUUGAUUCCGGAGCCAAUGUGAAACCUAUUCACAUUUACUACGUCAUUGGCGUUACAUUGAUUUAAGUAAAAUUAAUAUGAUACUGUGAAAAGGUUCUAUGGUGGGUGACAAAUCAGUUUGUUCGAUUAUAUUUAGGAAAAUAUUCCGUCCAAUUAACCACAAGGCUGAAUUCCCAUAAUGUUUAGUUUUAUAUGAAGGUAUAUAUAUAUAUAUACGGCAGAUAAAAGUUUUUCUUUUAUUAAAACGGUGUAAUACACCUAUUGAUUGGUAUGGUCGAGUUCACAAACAUCUAAACAAACCAACGUUUCAAAAACAUAUUUACACGAUUCAAGACACCGACGAUAAGGUCUGGUAUAUAUUUACACGACUCUAAGACACCGACAAUAAGGUCGUGUAUAUAUUUACACGACUCUAAGACACCGACAAUAAGGUCGUGUAUAUAUUUACACGACUCUAAGACACCGACAAUAAGGUCGUGUAUAUAUUUACACGACUCUAAGACACCGAGAAUAAGGUCGUGUAUAUAUUUACACGACUCUAAGACACCGACAAUAAGGUCGUGUAUAUAUUUACACGACUCUAAGACACCGACGAUAAGGUCGUGUAUAUAUUUACACGACUCUAAGACACCGACGAUAAAGUCGUGUUUAUAUUUACACGACUCUAAGACACCGACAAUAAGGUCGUGUAUAUAUUUACACGACUCUAAGACACGGACAAUAAGGUCGUGUUUAUAUUUACACGACUCUAAGACACCGACAAUAAGGUCGUGUAUAUAUUUACACGACUCUAAGACACCGACAAUAAGGUCG